AUGGAUGUACCCGCAGAGCUGACGUUCGGACUUCCAAAUGCGUCAUCUUUAUUGAAUUGUAGCAAUGCUACAUUUCAACCAGCCUCAGAAACCAUUUCUGAUUCUUCGUGGGCUUUAAUUACAAUCAUCUCAACAAUCCUCCUUGUUAUCGGAGUGAUCGGUAAUACUAUUGUAAUCAUUGUUGUAUCAACAAGGAAGAAACUUCGAACACCGACAUUCACGGCAAUAGCUUGUCUUUCUGUUGCUGAUUUCCUAUGUUUGUGCUCGCGUUACGUGUUCACGAUUAACGGUAAUAGAUAUGUCAUGGGAUACCAAUUUUUGAAUAUUUACGCAACAGUGACGUUUUAUUUCUUACACAGUGCGAACUUUCAUAUCGUGUUGAUUACAUAUUUACGUUAUGUAUUUAUUACUAAACCUUUGCAAAGUGUGACGAUCACCACAAAAAGCGUAUUAAAAAUGUCGGGAGGAGUAUGGUUUGCAGGAAUACUAACUGGAUCUCUAUACUGCCUAAGAAUUGUGUUGGAACUGCAUGAUAAUAUCACUGCCAAGGAUGGUUAUGUUUUCGAAAUAAUAUCCGGUAUAUAUGUCACAUUUGUACCAUUUCUACUCAUUGUGGUUUUGCAUAUUAUGAAAAUUUUCAAACUAAAAAAGACGGGACAUUUGUCAUCAGGACAACACUCAUCAAUUUCGAGAAAAAUGUCCCUGAUGAUAUUUAUAAUCAUUGUGAUUUAUCUAUUGAGUACUAUUCCAAUAUUAACAGGUGUAAUUUUAUAUUUUACAUGUAUUUUUAUAGAUUUCAGGCUCGCUGUGUGUCAUAUUCUCUUUUGUUAUCACCCUGAACAUGUUGUGUCAAUGUGUUUGCUUUUGAACAAUGCUGUUAAUCCAUUAAUUUACUUCUUUUUUUCUCCCCCAAGUCUUAAAGUCCUUCGCAGAAUCAAGCAAUGCUGCACAAAAUCUUAAUCUUCAGGAAUCAAGCAAUGCUGCACAAAAUCUUAGUCUUCAGGAAUCAAGCAAUGCUGCACAAAGUUUAAAACAAUUAAUAAAUCAAUAGAGGCUAUGUUCAACAAAUAUAUGACUGACUUGUAUAAAGGUUUUUCAUUGGUUCAUGUAAUGUUAGAUACCAAAUAAA
Molecule: messenger RNA, 1129 nt
Organism: Ostrea edulis (European flat oyster)
Lineage: Eukaryota; Metazoa; Mollusca; Bivalvia; Ostreida; Ostreidae
Product: thyrotropin-releasing hormone receptor-like
Exons: 2
Coding region: 1-960 (319 amino acids)
Biological process (GO): G protein-coupled receptor signaling pathway
Cellular component (GO): membrane
Molecular function (GO): G protein-coupled receptor activity
Source: RefSeq, a predicted model, not a curated record